AUGUAUCUGUGGCAGGCCACCGUUCUGUUCUGUCUUCUGGCAUCAGCUGCCCUGCCCGUGGCGGCUGCAUCUGCUUGGGGCUUUACUGAUGCCACCGUGGCAGUUCAACAUAAGGGCGCAGGGAUCAAUGGUGGAUUCAAGGAACAGUUCGCUUCUUCGAAGCCGCUGUCGAAUCCGGUCGCGCUCGCCGGUGCGGAUACAUUGCGCGUCACCUUGACUGCGCAAGAAGGAAGCUCUGCGAAACGGCCACACCAAGCUUUCCUGCUAUUGAAGGAUAGCCAGACUGGCUUAGAUAUCUCCUACCCAUUUACUGUCAAGGAGAAUGGCAAGUCCAGACUCGAAUUGACCCAGAAGGAGCUUCCGGUUCAAUUCCUUACCCUCCCUAACCCAAUUGAUGCACGAGUUGUUAUCGGUUCCUUUGGAGACUCUGAACCAUAUGACAGCUCUGUUUUCAAGCUGUCGAUCGAGCGCAACCCCGAUGUGCCCGUGCCGACCCUCACUGUCGAGAGAUACGGCAAGCAACCACAGAUCUCCCACAUCUUCAAGGAUGCUGCCACAAGUCCUCCCAUCAUCAUUACUCUAGUUUUCGUGGCCCUAGUUGCUGCUACGUUCCCAAUUCUAGGCGGCCUGUGGAUCUUCCUCGGCGCCAACGUCAACCACCUUCCCACGGCUUUCAAGACGGCUCCUCUGCCUCAUCUUGUUUUUCUCGGAUCUCUCUUUGCCUUUGAGGGACUUUUCUUCCUAUAUUACACUUCCUGGAACCUGUUCGAGAUCCUGCCAGCUGCGGCUAUUGCUGGUACAGUCGCAUUCGUGAGCGGUAGCCGUGCAUUGGGUGAAGUACAAGGCCGGCGUCUUGCAGGCCUUCGUUGA
Messenger RNA from Penicillium taxi, 870 nucleotides. RefSeq names its product putative oligosaccharyltransferase subunit ribophorin II. Gene Ontology annotation, cellular component: oligosaccharyltransferase complex; membrane. Gene Ontology annotation, biological process: protein N-linked glycosylation. The record is from RefSeq and is a predicted model, not a curated record. The coding region runs from base 1 to 870 and encodes 289 amino acids. The transcript is spliced from 4 exons. NCBI's taxonomy places the organism in Eukaryota, Fungi, Ascomycota, Eurotiomycetes, Eurotiales, Aspergillaceae.